AUGUCCCGGCCACCCAAACAGCUGUAUGGUGGUCCUGGUGCUGUCUGGGAGCAGCUGUCCCACAGGCCGUUCCCGUUGCAGGAGGAGCUGCGCCCAAGGCUGUGCCACAUGAAGAAGGGCCCCAAUGGCUACGGCUUCAACCUGCACAGCGACAAGAGCCGCCCCGGCCAGUACGUCCGCGCCAUCGACCCCGACUCGCCGGCCGAGGCAGCAGGGCUGGCGCCCCAGGCCACAAUCCUGCAGGUCAAUGGGGUGUGCAUGGAGGGCAAGCAGCACGCUGAUGUGGUGGCAGCCAUCAAGGCAGGUGGCGACGAGACUACACUGCUGGUGGUGGAUGUCCUCACAGAUGAGUUCUUCAAGAAGUGCAAGGUGGUGCCCUCAGAGGAGCACCUGACAGGUCCCUUGCCAGAACCAGUUGCCAACGGCGAUAUUGAGAAGGAAAACGGCAGAGAGUUGAGGUCCAACUCGGUGUCCGAGAGCCCGUCCAGUCCCACCCCACUGGCCGUGUCCCCCGUCUCCAGCGACACUCACAGCGAGGCUGACACACAGGAGGGUGACAAGCGCCAUUCAGCACCCGGGUCCCUCCUGGACCUGGACAUCCCGCUGGCAGUGGCCAAGGAGCGGGCACACCAGAAGCGCACCAGCAAGCGAGCACCCCAGAUGGACUGGAGCAAGAAAAAUGAACUGUUCAGUAACCUGUGA
Molecule: messenger RNA, 702 nt
Organism: Chaetura pelagica (chimney swift)
Lineage: Eukaryota; Metazoa; Chordata; Aves; Apodiformes; Apodidae
Gene: NHERF1
Product: solute carrier family 9, subfamily A (NHE3, cation proton antiporter 3), member 3 regulator 1
Exons: 5
Coding region: 1-702 (233 amino acids)
Biological process (GO): protein localization to plasma membrane
Cellular component (GO): apical plasma membrane
Molecular function (GO): signaling receptor binding; protein-membrane adaptor activity
Source: RefSeq, a predicted model, not a curated record